AAAAAAAAAAAAAGAAUGUCAUUGACAUCAACUUCCAUUACUACUAUACUGCACUACCUUGAACCGCAAUUAGAAACUCUCGAGACUGGCUUUCCGAGCUCAACACGUCCAAACGAGCCAGCUCUUACUAAAGAUCAGAAGCGACAAAAAAUUGAAGCAACCUUGGCUAAAGACCCAGGCAUUUUUCUCACAAAAUGGGGAUCUGUCAUCCUCUAUCCUCGACCAGCAGAUGGCAACACUGAGAACAACGGGUCAUCCACCCAAACUGAAUCAGCCAUGUCGGCCAAAGAUAUCUUGGAUUUAUUUAUCCCACUGACAGAGAACUACGAAGUCAAGUAUCAACUUACAAAAUUGUAUCAACAACUUCAGCAAUUGUCAGAGCACGCAGCUUUUGAAGCUUCUAGAAAAAGAACCUCACCCACAAUUACGACCGCUUCCACUUCUCUGCCUAAUACUUGUACUACAAUCACUUCAAAUGAUGACAUGGAUAUUGAGCAACCACAAGAGCCUGGAUUUCAUCCUCAGCCUCAACCUGCACAGAACGAUCUGUUUACACGAUCGACCGUCUCUCAAAGUACGCGGCGAAACAGACGACUCAAUUAUCUUCUCCGUCAUCUCGCACCUCCCGAUCCAAGCGAACCCUUGACUGCAAAGCAUGCUACAAGUCAUAGUAGCGCCUAUGGCAUCGAUACAAGCAGUAGGAACUAUAACAUUGAUAGUUCAUCCAAAGGAACGAUAAAUCAACAUCAUCCAACCUUGGCCAGUAUUCUAUCCAUCUCUGGAUCCUUAUCAAAUCUCAGCUUCUCCGACUCCACAUACUUCUCAGAUGCAGAAAUGGCAGCGAGGGAACCAGAGUUGUACCGGCAGUAUAUUGGAAGAUUUAUGGAUAUGGAUGACGACGAUAAUGAUGCUGAUCAAGACGAUAUUGAAGACCAAAUUGAGGUGGAAGUUAUUACUGAUGGCGAAGAGUAUAAGGACCGAUCAUCAUCCAAACCGAGGCUCAAACGAUCGAGAGACGGGCCAAAGCCGUUUGGUAAGGAUGUUAGACUGGUGGAUAGGAUCCUUUGGAGCGUUGAUCAUCCAACAGGAGGAGAGCUCAAAUUUGAGCAAGAGCAGCAAAGGGAGGCUAAUCGAAAUGACCAUCAAUCAAGGAUUAUUCAAUCACAAAGGCAAGGGAAUCAAAGCAAUUCAGAAAGUGAAUUUGAAGAAGAGUUUGACACAGAGAGCGAAGAUGAGGAGGAUGCAGAUGCAAAUGUAGAUGUAGAUUUGAGGAAGGGGCCUCUCAAAAAUGUCAUUAGCGACGAUGAUGAGAUUGCUGAAAAAAUCAGUAAUACACCGCCUUUGCCUCCAGAACCGAUCCCAGGGUUUGUGUCCUCAACCUUUGCUUCUGCAGCAAUGACACUUGACCCACCUCAGGAACGAGCUCUGUUCGCACAAGUAGAGAAUGGUGAGGAUCUCCUUGAGGAAUCUGACAAAGACAAUGACAAUGAAGAUAAGGAGGAUAGUUAUAAUAUGGAGGAGCUAGACCCAAAGUUCGUUAGUCAAAAAGAGUAUCAAGAAGCAUUACGGCAAGAGUUUGUGUUGUUGAUGAAACAACGGUUUUUGGACGGACUCGAUAAAAGCUUUGACUAUUCCUUGGUGGAUUUUGAUGAGGGCUUGGAUGAUCUUGAACAAGAGAGCCAUGAUCAAGAAGAUCAGUAUUUCGACGCAGAAGAUGAUGAUGAAGAAGAAAAAGAACAAGAAGACCUCGUUGAUGAUAUGGAUGGUAAUGACAAUGACAAUGACAAUGACAAUGACAAUGACAAUGACGGGAAAAAGAUUGGAAAAAGUAGAAAAAAACCCGUCCGCACAGGACCUGGUACUUUAUCGUGGAGAACGCUUGAUGAACGGGUCAAAGCAUGGGAAAGCGGCGAUCAGAAUGGGUCUGGAGACUAUGACUAUUAGAAAGUAC
This is a messenger RNA of Lobosporangium transversale, 1951 nucleotides long. RefSeq lists its product as hypothetical. The record is from RefSeq and is a predicted model, not a curated record. Lineage: Eukaryota; Fungi; Mortierellomycota; Mortierellomycetes; Mortierellales; Mortierellaceae. The transcript is spliced from 2 exons. The coding region runs from base 16 to 1944 and encodes 642 amino acids.